Molecule: messenger RNA, 3612 nt
Organism: Schistosoma turkestanicum
Lineage: Eukaryota; Metazoa; Platyhelminthes; Trematoda; Strigeidida; Schistosomatidae
Source: the annotation of a GenBank genome assembly
AUGUAUAUAAAGUCGUUGGUUAUUGAUGGUUUCAAAUCUUACUGUCAGAGAACGGAGAUUAAUGGAUUUGAUCCACAGUUCAAUGCAAUUACUGGGCUAAAUGGUUCUGGGAAGUCAAAUAUAUUAGACGCUAUAUGUUUUCUUCUUGGAAUAACAAAUCUUUCGCAUGUGAGGGCUGCAAACCUACAUGAACUGGUAUACAAAUGUGGCCAAGCAGGAAUAAUCAAGGCUACUGUGAGCGCAGUAUUUGAUAAUGUUGACAAAUCACAAUCCCCAUACGGCUAUGAGCAGUUUGAUGAACUCACAAUCACAAAGCAAAUUGUCGUUGGAGGUAGAAAUAAAUAUCUGAUUAAUGGGACAAAUGCAACCACUACACGGGUUCAUGAUUUAUUUCACUCAGUUCAACUGAAUGUUAAUAAUCCCCAUUUCCUAAUUAUGCAAGGUCGCAUAACAAAAAUAUUAAAUAUGAAACCACCUGAGAUCCUUUCAUUAUUAGAAGAAGCCGCAAGCACCAAACUUUAUGAAAAUAAAAAGGAAGCAGCACUUAAAACUAUUGAAAAGAAAGACAGUAAAUUAAGAGAAAUAGAUAGAAUUCUUAAUGAAGAUAUUAAUCCUACCAUUAAAAAAUUGCGUGAAGAACGAAGCAGUUACUUAGAAUAUCAGAAGGUUGUGCGUGAAAUUAAUCAUCUGGAAAAGUUCAUUGUUGCUUAUGACUUCACCUGUUUAGAGGAAGCUAAAAAACGAACAGAAGGAGAUUUACUUACUCUUGAACGUUCAUUGAAUGAGCAAAAGAAGUAUAUGGAAAAACUACAGAACUCAAAAGAAAUUAUAGAAGCUCGUAUUGCUGAACUUUGCAAACAAAGAGACGAAUUUCAAGGAGCAGCACUUGAAGAACUGGAGUCUACGAUGUCUGCAUGUCAAAAAACAGAAGCAGUUGCUAAAGGAGCUUCUCAGAGAGCAUCUGAAUCUCUGCAAGCCGCCAAAAAGCGUGUUCAGUCUAUGGAGUCACAGUGUAUUGAGCUUGACGAGCAGUUGUCUUAUAAACAUAAGGCAGCGGAAGCUGCUGCUGGUGUUGAGUACCAAUCUGUUCUAGCACAGUCUGAAGAAGCAAAAGCUAAAUUUGAAGCAGCUCAAAAGCGUCUCCAGGCAGUGAAAUCUGGUCUUUCCAGUGGAGAAAACGGUGUAGCAGCUAGCCUUGCUGAACAGGUUAGAGUCGCAGACGGUGAAAAAUGCUCCGCACAAACUGAACUUUCCCAAUUGAAAAUGCGUCAGAAACAUUUACAAAGCGAGCUUGCUAAACAAGAAGCUGCUGUCAUUAAAACUUUUGGCCGGGGAUCAUUGAGUGAAAAAUCCAAAGAUGAAAUUAAACAAAAGGAACUUACAGUACAUAUUGAACAGUUAACUACAAAGUUAACACGCGCUGAGGCAGAUGAUAGAGCUGUUGGUACGGAGUCAGUAUUAAGUGAGCAACAACUUAAUUUAAUUAAAGAAGCGAGGGAAUUGCGUCAUCAGGCUUCAACAUUAUCAUCCCAAUUCCCUCAACUUGUGUUUGAUUAUACAGAUCCAGAGCCCAAUUUUGAUAGACGUCGUGUUCUUGGACCUGUUGCGAAAUUGUUUCGUGUUAAAGAUUUAAAAUAUGCGAUUGCGUUGGAAGUAAUAGCCGGAAACAAGUUGCAAAACAUUGUUGUAGACACAGAAAUCACAGGUAAAAUUUUAUUAGAACGUGGUCAAAUUCGUCGACGUGUCACUAUGCUUCCGUUAACUCAAAUACGUGGAAACCCGGUAUCAGAUGGUGUUAUUAAAAAUGCUCAGUCAUUAGUUGGUGCAUCAAAUGUUGUCACUGCUCUUUCAUUAAUAGAAUAUGAUAAUAUACUCAAACCGGUUAUGGAAUAUGUAUUCGGUAAUGCAUUAGUAUGUCCAGACAUGGAAAUAGCCAAACGUGUUGCAUUUCAUCCUGGUGUUGAAAAGAAAACAGUAACAUUAGAAGGCGAUGUAUUUGAUCCUCAGGGUACAUUAUCCGGUGGAAGUCGGGGAACUGCUUCAGAUAGUUUAUUAUCUCGUAUAUUAAAGUGGAGUGAUGUGGAGGUUGCUGCUCAGAAAGCUGAAGAAAAUGUUGCUCGAGGUGAAGCAAAUGUCAAAGCAGCUCAAGUGCGAUCUCAGAAUAUUAGUCAUCUUCGAGAAGCCUUAGAUAAUGCCCGUCAUCAAUUAGGCCUUUUAGAGACUCAAAUGAGACAGACAGACGAACAUAGACUACGUGCAGACGUGGUUGCUACUAAAGAGGAAUUAAAACAAGUGGAAGAAUCUUUACGAAACGCUGAACACCGUCUUACUCAAGCAUCGUUAAAAGCGAAAUUAGCUCAUGAGAAAGCUUCAAAUGCUGUAGCUGAACAGAAAAAAGAACAACAAGAUGCUGAAAAAGCACUUACAGAAGCUAAAGAACAAGUCGAAGCCGCAACUACUGCUUUAAGGGAAAAAAACUCUCUGAAAGAAACUUUACGUUUAGAAGCUGAAGAACUUGCGAAAGAACUCAAUACUUUAAAACUAUCUCUUGAAGAAGCGAUUCAAGCUGUAAAAGAUGCACAAUCAGAAAAAGAACGUUGUGUCAACGCAUUAGAAUCAGCUAAAGAAGCUUUAAUUAAAGCACGUGAAGCUGUUAAUAAACAAAGAGGACUAAUCGAUGAUACCGUUCGUGCUUUAGCAGCUGCAGAGAAAGAAUCUGGCCAGUUAGUUCAAUCAUUGAAUCAAACAAAUAGUCAAGUGGAUAAACUUUCUCAUCAAAUUGAAAUGCAAACUAAAGAAAAUGAAGAAGCUGAUAAUAAGAUGGAACGACUCUUAGAAGCAAAUCCAUGGAUUCAUGAAGAAAAACAACAUUUCGGCGUUGAAAAUGGUGCAUAUUGUUUUACUUCACGUGAUCCUGUUGAAACACGUCGACGAAUUACUUCACUGAAAGAACGUCGUGAUCGUCUUAGUCGAACUGUAAACAUGCGUGCAAUGAAUAUGCUCGGUAAUGCUGAAAAGCAAUAUUCCGAAUUGAUUAGACGCCAAGAAAUUGUUUUAGCUGAUAAACGUAAAAUUCAAACAGUUAUUGACGAUUUAGAUAAACGAAAAGAAGAAGUUUUAUUCAGUGCACAUAAUAAAGUUAAUGAGGAAUUUUGUAAUAUUUUUGGAACUCUAUUACCAGGAAGUAAAGCACGUUUGUCUCCUCCAGAAGGUAUGGGUGUUCUUGAUGGAUUAGAAAUUAAGGUUGCAUUUGGUGACGUCUGGAAAGAAUCACUUGGAGAAUUAAGUGGUGGCCAAAGGUCAUUAGCUGCACUGUCACUUAUUUUGGCUUUAUUACUCUUCAAACCUGCACCGUUGUACAUAUUAGAUGAGGUGGAUGCAGCGCUUGAUUUAUCUCAUACACAAAAUAUUGGUCAAUUGAUUAAAAAUCAUUUUAAGCAUUCACAAUUCAUCGUAGUGUCACUCAAAGAUGGAAUGUUCAACAAUGCUAAUGUCCUAUUCAAAACAAAAUUUGUAGAUGGUGUCUCAACCGUGUCUCGACACGUACCUUUACGGGUCCGCGACGAAAAUAAACAACCUCAAACAGACAGGCAUAGAAAACGUCUCAAAUAG